GAGGCUCAGAGCAGGGGUAGGUGGAUGGCUUUGCUUUUGCAAAGGUGUGGGAAUGCCCCGUGAUGUGUUCCCUGUACUCCCUUUGAAUGCUAAUGCUUUCUUGAAGAUGAUUUCAGACACACUGCUAGGAUACUGCCUCUACUCACUGAAGCAGAAUCCUCUGAAGAGUUGCUGAGGCAGAACUGAAAUCAUGGCUUGCCUCAAGCAGCAGCCUUAUUGGCUGCUCUAGAUGCCUCACACGAAAGACGAUGCUCCUUUCACUCAGGGGCUUUCAUGGGAAGUUUCACAGCCUGAAAGAACAGCUUUAGAUCUGGGGUGUGCCAUCCGCUGCCUGCCGAUACCACUGGCUACCACUUUAACACAGCUUGGCUGGGAAGAAUGGACACUAAAGAGGCUUGUAACUACCUGUAACUGUUUAACCAGGAAAUGGAUCAAGUGUUUGUUCAGCCAGAUCCAGCAGAUGACUCGGCCUCUCCAAGCUGCAGUUACCAUGGUUUCAACAGGCUGAUGAUGGCAGCAAAGGAAAUUGAGAGAUCCUGUGCUCUGGCUUUCCUGGAUGAUGGACGGGGGACAGCCCGUCCCUUCCCCUUCAUUGUCCCUCGGGAACACAUCGACAGACUCUAGCAUGUCUCUGGAGCAAAAAACCACAUUUGUCUUUGUGAUUCUGUUGUUUAUUUUCCUGGGCAUCCUCAUUGUCAGGUGUUUUCGGAUUCUUCUGGACCCCUAUCGAAGCAUGCCCACUUCGACGUGGGCAGAUGGACUUGAAGGCCUGGAGAAAGGGCAGUUUGACCAUGCACUUGCAUAAUAGGGAGCAGUCAGGAACCCCUCCUGAGGAGGUCAAGCACUUCACAUCUUAGCAGAAGUUUCCUUUCCUUGAUGUUCUCAAUAAACCAAAUUUUAACCCUGUUUGUCUCUCCUGGAGUCCAGCCCUCCUGCAACCCUUUGUUCUGUAAUCAUGCAGCUGGGGUGAAAACUUUUGAGGAUAUUGGGAAGGAAAGCUUCUAGUACCAACUCAAAAGAGAUGGUUUUGCAUUUCCCUGUUUACUCAAUGAAUGAAUGUUGCUGAGUCUACAAUGUGAUGGUGAAACUGAGAACAUCAACAGUGACAUACACUUGGCCACCAACACAGGACCAUGUGACCUGACCCAGGAGUUAUAGACUAUGAAGGAUUUGACCUCCUUCUGGUUACAGGGCCAGGUGGCUUCCUCAGCAGAAUGUGACUCUUAGUUUGGUCAUUUUUAUGAAAAUGUGCAUCCUGGGCAGAGUGGGCCCAAAGCAGGUCCUGUUUUUACCUAAAACAAAGAGCACUGUGGGAAAGCAAAGGGCCUUGCUGGUAUGGACACAUAUGAGUGAUGAUGGAAAACCAGGAAGAUAUUGCUUCAAUUUUUAAAUAUAGUUAACUAUAAAAUCUUAUGGAGUUUUAAAAACUAUUUAGCAGACCACAGAUGUCCUAUAUAUAUUCAUGUUACAUGUGUAGAGUUAGCUAUGCAUAGCCUGAUUUUACUUAUCAUAAAUGAUAUAAAUAAUAAGCGCAACUUCAAGUUCUAGAUUUUUUCCUAAAAGAGUGUUGAUUGUUUAGAGUCACCUUUUGUAGUCUUAAAAGAAAUGGGUGUUCAUGACUGAAUAUAGAAACCAAAUAAAACUUUUCAA
Messenger RNA from Sorex araneus (European shrew), 1650 nucleotides. It is a transcript of the gene CTXN3, whose product is annotated as cortexin 3. The record is from RefSeq and is a predicted model, not a curated record. NCBI's taxonomy places the organism in Eukaryota, Metazoa, Chordata, Mammalia, Eulipotyphla, Soricidae. The coding region runs from base 557 to 805 and encodes 82 amino acids. The transcript has 2 exons.